AGUGGGCCCGGGCGGAUGUCUCCGGCGCGUCCGUGCAGGGGGCUGAGGGCCGCGGUGGCUGCCAGCGUGGGGUUGAGCGAGGGGCCGGGGGGCUCCGCCCGGAGGGGCCGCCUCCUGCGCCCACCGAGCCCCGCUCCGGCGGCGCCGGGGGCCCGGCUGUUGCGGCUCCCGGGGAGCGGGGCCGUGCGGGCCGCAAGCCCGGAGCGCGCCGGCUGGACCGAGGCGCUGCGGGCCGCCGUGGCCGAGCUGCGCGCCGGCGCCGUGGUGGCCGUCCCCACCGACACGCUGUACGGCCUGGCCUGCUCGGCGAGCUGCUCGGCGGCACUGGGAGCUGUGUAUCGCCUCAAGGGCCGCAGUGAGGCCAAGCCGCUGGCCGUCUGCCUGGGCCGCGUGGCCGACGUCUACAGGUAUUGCCAUGUGAGAGUACCCGAGGGGCUCCUGAAAGACUUAUUACCAGGACCAGUGACCCUGGUGUUGGAACGCUCUGAGGAGCUUAAUAAGGAUCUGAACCCCUUUACUCCUCUCGUAGGCAUCCGGAUUCCUGACCAUGCCUUCAUACAGGAUUUGGCUCAGGUGUUUGGGGGGCCACUUGCUCUCACCAGUGCCAACCUCAGCUCCCAGGCCAGUUCUCUGAACGUGGAGGAGUUCCAGGACCUCUGGCCUCAGCUGUCCCUGAUCAUUGAUGGGGGACCAAUCGGGGAUGGCCAGAGCUCUGAGUAUCGCCUGGGCUCAACUGUGGUUGACUUAUCUGUACCUGGAAAGUUUGGCAUCAUCCGCCCAGGCUGUGCCCUGGAGAGAACUACAGCCAUCCUCCAGCAGAAGUACGGGCUGCUCCCCUCACACGGAUCCGGCUCGUGAAUCUCGGGAAGAGGGAGGGCCCGAGGACUGGUGCUGGACACUGUGUGUCUGUUCGCUGGUGACUGGCAAGGCCUCAUUCACAGAGGCCACGGGGGCCACAGCAUCACUAGUCUGACGCUUUCAGGCAGUGUGUCCCUCUGAACCCUGUAGACCAGGCCCCAGAAGCUGCUGCUUUUGUCUCACACUGGUGGGGGAGGUCAUAUUUAUGAACUGUACUUUCAUAUCAGCCAAAAGCUGACUAGACACUUUAUUUGAGCACAUUCCUAGGAUGGCCUUGUCCUAAUAAGUUUCUUCUUAAAAGAUAUGUUUGAAACAUUGAAAGAACAGACUUGGAAUCUAGUCAGAGCCUCCCCUCUGGUGGGUGGUGGCUUUUAAGGUCCAGAUCAGCCAGUGCACCAGCUGGUGCUGUUGGAACGUCUCAAGUGACCAAAGGCAUGUGUUUCUGCACCUGAAGCUGGAACCAGAUUAGGAUAAAGGUUGUUGAGCCACGGGCCACACACUGUUUCCUCUGAACCAGUGAGGCCGGUGGUAUGGUGUGCUGUGAUGCCAGGAAGAGCCAUCGUUUUGGGCAAGUUGUGGGAAGUGAGCUCAGUUGGCAAGGGGUGGGGUUGGGGAGGUCCAAAUUAGAGAAUACUGGAAAGCAAAUCUCUACUAUUUCUGUCAGCCAGUGGCUCUUUUCGUAUUUAUUCAUAAAAUAAAUUAUAACAAAUUAUACCUAUAACACUUUUAUUUGAAUCCAGUGUCUACUCAGCAGCCUGCAUCUUUAUUCAUGUGAAUACCAAGUGUUAAACAGUUAUUCUUGGGUAUCUGAACCUUGUUUUUCAUUAAUAGAAAAUGUUUUGU
This is a messenger RNA of Lynx canadensis (Canada lynx), 1701 nucleotides long. It is a transcript of the gene YRDC, whose product is annotated as yrdC N6-threonylcarbamoyltransferase domain containing. The transcript has 5 exons. Gene Ontology annotation, molecular function: nucleotidyltransferase activity; double-stranded RNA binding; tRNA binding. The coding region runs from base 16 to 858 and encodes 280 amino acids. Gene Ontology annotation, cellular component: cytoplasm. Gene Ontology annotation, biological process: regulation of translational fidelity. The record is from RefSeq and is a predicted model, not a curated record. NCBI's taxonomy places the organism in Eukaryota, Metazoa, Chordata, Mammalia, Carnivora, Felidae.